Messenger RNA from Hypoxylon fragiforme, 1811 nucleotides. RefSeq lists its product as uncharacterized. The record is from RefSeq and is a predicted model, not a curated record. Gene Ontology annotation, molecular function: Atg12 transferase activity. The transcript is spliced from 3 exons. Gene Ontology annotation, biological process: protein modification by small protein conjugation; macroautophagy; protein lipidation. The coding region runs from base 509 to 1264 and encodes 251 amino acids. Gene Ontology annotation, cellular component: intracellular anatomical structure. Lineage: Eukaryota; Fungi; Ascomycota; Sordariomycetes; Xylariales; Hypoxylaceae.
AUUGCCGAGUCGCAUUUUUUAAUCGGCAGUGGCUUCCUUCAAAAAGCCACAGUUAGUUUUGAUACUGUACUACCUAGGGUAACUGGCACUAGACUGGCACCCAAUCAGAUACAUCUUUGGUACUACACUUUCAAUGUUCAUCUUGAAGUUCAACUUUCAACAUGCUCAUGUGCUCAGGUGCUCAUAUACUCAUAUUCAUAUUUGAAUAUACCUGAUUGAUCAGAAUUCGUUUUUUUUUUUAAAUAUCCAUGAUCACACUCUGAAUUCAUUCUUUUCUUCCUCUCGAGGAAACAUAUCAUCUCGUCAGUCAAAGUCGCUCAGAUCAAAUCCUCCUUCUCGCAUACACCCCACCGCCAAGCCCUGAUAUAUAUACUUGCCUCAUUACAAAUUUACAAUAUUGAAGUUGGCGGUUGCGUAUAUCGAAAUAUUUACUUCGAUGGCAAUCACCCCAACUCAGGUGAAUAGUGCAUAGGACAUACAGCAGGGUACUUUUAUGAUUUGAUCGGUGAUGAACAUGAAUCCAUCCGGUAUUCAUCGCCCAACCUACACAGCAUACCCCUACUUGACCCAGCCAGAAUUCUCUGAAGUAUGCCACCACCUCGACAGAAGAUACUGCCAGGCUACCCUGGGUCCUCUGCGAAGACAAUGGCGCCUCCAGGUUCAUACAGCUUUGGGCAUGUCAUUUGAGCCUGGCCAACGAGGUUAUACUACCUUCGUACAGAUCACCCGACCUUUGGAUGACGGAACCGCCGCCGACAGUCUCGCCACUAAAUUUGGCGAUGUUCACCUAGGUGACGAACAAGAUGAUGCUAUGGAUCUGACUGCUGACGAUGUGAUGAUGAAGAUGGAAGACUCGGAUAAGGAAGUCCUUACCAGGAAGCGAACUCGGCCCAAGUACAAUGCCAGUUAUGUUAAAUACGAGAUACAUUAUCAUCCCACGUAUCGUGCUCCCUGCUUGUGGUUCAGUCUACACAAUUUACCAUCUGACGAGUCGGCCUUCGAUGUCGAGACCGUCUUCCGCCGGCUAGUCCCUGAACAGUACAAGGAUUCUCUUCGACGAGUGGGAUCCGUGGGUGGCAUGUCAAUUGACCAUCACCCUAUCACCGAGGUUCCUUCCUUUUUCGUCCAUCCUUGCAUCAUUGGAGAAGCCAUGGAGAAGUUUGACUGUCCUCGAGAGGAUUACCUCAUGGUAUGGCUGGGAUUGGUAGGGGGGUGCGUUGGACUCUGGGUCCCCAAGGAGAUGGCAACCAUGAGUGUAGUAUGAGGGUCUGCUCGGUCGGACAGAAACGAAAAUGGGACCAGCUGCGGCUAACAAUGUUACAAUCGCGAGAGAUAGCCCUCGCUUAAACGUCCAAUAGACAAGCCGUGUCAUAUACUAGCAGGCAAGUUCUUAUUCGUCAUCGCUGUCCUCCUCCAUAGCCACGUCCUCAUCACUGUCUUCUUCCUCCUCUUCGUCACGAGGCCGCUUUUGCCCCCGGGUAUCAGGGCUGUUUGCAUCAGGCAUUGUAUGGUCCGAUGUCUGGGCCGGUUUCGAAGGUAGGCCAAGUGAGGUAGAAGUUGCGUCUGUCGACGCCCCACUAGUUGCUCCGGGCGCCGGGGCAUUGAAUAUGUUAUGUUGAGCUUCGGUCAUCUCGACGUUGGCAACGGCGGAUCCUGGUAGCUUGUAUGUGCCGUCUAGCUUCGCAAUUAUAUCUGACUUGGACUUCGCGUAUUGGAUGUGCUACAAGCGCGGAUUAUUUUAGUACUACUUGAUAUAGAUGGGCUUGAGAACUCAUAUGCUUCACGUACCAGUGGCUCGCCCAAGAAUUGGA